UAAACUCUAAACUCUAAACAGACUUACCACGCGACAACCCCACACUCCCACAAGCCCACAAGUUUGCUGGUUCAUCAAGUUCAUAGGAGGGUUGGCCAAACAACUUCAAAACCAGGGCCGGAAACUCCCGAUUCCCAUAAUUAUGAUUAACACCCCAGUGCUUUUUGGCGGUGAUGCUCUGCUGAAAAUUUACUGCACUUCACCUGUUCGAUGAAAUGCUUAACGAGAAUCCACCUGAUAAUCUUAGUCAGAUGGUAAUGACAUAAAAAUCCCCUUCAAAAAUGUUGAAGAUUGUGACAUACAACGUUAAUGGUAUCCGACAACGCAUUUCCCAGUAUGGUUCUCUCCUUAAAUUACUCGAUUCUCUUGAUGCCGACAUUAUCUGCUUCCAGGAGAUUAAAUCAACAAAGCAGGAGCUUACUGCUGAUUUGAUAAUGGCUCAAGGGUAUGAAUCCUUCUUUUCCUGUACUCGUACUACAGGAAAAGGUCGCACUGGUUAUUCAGGUGUUGCAACGUUUUGCCGUGUAAAAUCAGCCUUUUCUAGUACAGAAGUGGCGUUACCUCUGGCUGCAGAAGAAGGCUUCACUGGUCUUUUAGAUGCUUCUUCUGGAAAUGGAUUUAGUAGUGACAAGUUUUUUUCUGACAUGGAAUGCCUUAAGGAGUUUCGAAAGGAUGAGCUUUUGAAGAUUGACAGUGAGGGACGCUGUGUCAUCACAGAUCACGGUCAUUUUGUUCUUUUUAAUGUAUAUGGGCCUAGAGCGGGCCCUGAAGAUGAGGAGAGGAUCCAAUUCAAAGCCAACUUCUUCAAGAUUAUGCAGAAAAGAUGGGACUUGCUUCAACAAGAAAAGAGGCGAAUAAUAGUAGUAGGCGAUCUGAACAUUGCUCCUUCUUCUGUAGAUCGAUGUGAAGCUGGACCAGACUUUGAGAAAAAUGAGUUCCGGAGAUGGUUUAGGUCUCUGUUGGUGAAAAACGGAGGUUCCUUUUUUGACCUUUUUAGAGAAAAAAAUCCGGGAAGGACUGAUGCAUAUACUUGCUGGCCAGUACAUACAGGGGCUGAAGAGUUUAAUUUUGGGAGUAGGAUUGACCACAUGCUUGCCUCUGGUGUAUGCUUACAUGACAUGCAUGACAAUGAUGAUCAUAGCCUUGCUGUUUGUCAUGUUGAAGAAUGUGAUAUAAUGACACACUUUAGAAGGUGGAAGCCUGGAAUCUCCUCAAGGUGGAAAGGAGGUAGAGCUACUAAACUGGAAGGUUCUGAUCAUGUUCCAGUGUUUGUUACUUUAAAGGAAAUCACUGAAAUUCAAAUCCAUAAUACACCACCUUUAUCUGCCAGAUAUAUGCCAGAGAUUCGUGGGUCACAACAGACCAUUGCUUCAGUAUUAAUGAAAAGACAGAUGACUGAAAGAGUUGGUGUUGGUGCAUUGACAAUUCCAGUCACCAAAAUGUCAUCUUCAAUGAUGAAUGCCUGUGAAAUUGAGCCCAGUACGUCCAGCAAUAUACGGUAUGUGGCCACAGUAGGGAAUCAGCUGAUUGAAUCAGUAGGUGGUGUUGCAAAGAAGAAGAAAAUGAACCAAAAUCAACAAUCUCAACUGUCAUUGACAUCCUUUUUUAGUAAAAUUCCUUGUACUCGUGAAAAUGUGGAAAUUUCCACCAAAGAUCCAUCAGAUAACCUGGAAAGUAUUGUCAAGUCUCCCGAUUACAUGAAAGACAACACAGACACUAUCAACAAGAAAGGUGAUUUUGAUGAAAGUGCUUCUUCUCAAGAGUAUAACCCUCCAAUUGAUUGUUGUCCUGAAAAUGAUAAAAAGACUGUUGCUGUGAUGGAAUGGCAAAGGAUUCAACAACUGAUGCAGGAUAGUAUACCUCUUUGUGAAGGCCAUCAUGAACCCUGCGUUGCUCGGGUCGUCAGAAAACCGGGUCCUAAUUUUGGGCAAAGAUUUUAUGCUUGUGCUCGUGCUGAGGGCCCUGCAUCAAAUCCUGAAACUAGAUGCGACUUCUUUCGAUGGGCUGCCUCGAAAUCAAGGCAGAAAAAAUAACAUAGGAAAUUCGGAAGUCUGCCUCUUCUGUUAGGGAGUUGUCCCUUUUUUUUUGUUAAGGAUUUUUAUUUCAGUUUUGCUGUAUCUUGUAAAUCCUGUAUCAUAUAUCCCAUUAAUCAUCAAUUCCCCCUCCUCUCCCAGCUACCUCUGCUGUUUAAUGCAAGUUAGUACAAAAGCAGCUCAUUUUUUCUCUAA
Messenger RNA from Spinacia oleracea (spinach), 2228 nucleotides. RefSeq names its product DNA-(apurinic or apyrimidinic site) endonuclease 2. Gene Ontology annotation, biological process: base-excision repair. Bases 282 to 2033 code for a protein of 583 amino acids. Gene Ontology annotation, cellular component: nucleus. The transcript has 10 exons. The record is from RefSeq and is a predicted model, not a curated record. NCBI's taxonomy places the organism in Eukaryota, Viridiplantae, Streptophyta, Magnoliopsida, Caryophyllales, Amaranthaceae. Gene Ontology annotation, molecular function: DNA-(apurinic or apyrimidinic site) endonuclease activity; zinc ion binding; double-stranded DNA 3'-5' DNA exonuclease activity.